Armigeres subalbatus is the source of this 2282-nucleotide messenger RNA. RefSeq names its product zinc finger protein ZFP2-like. NCBI's taxonomy places the organism in Eukaryota, Metazoa, Arthropoda, Insecta, Diptera, Culicidae. Gene Ontology annotation, cellular component: chromosome; nucleus. The transcript is spliced from 7 exons. The record is from RefSeq and is a predicted model, not a curated record. The coding region runs from base 138 to 2087 and encodes 649 amino acids. Gene Ontology annotation, molecular function: zinc ion binding; chromatin insulator sequence binding. Gene Ontology annotation, biological process: regulation of transcription by RNA polymerase II.
CAUUUUGCGUUGGUCUACGUACAAGAAAUUUAAUUCCAGAAAGAAAGCAUAAACAAAUCAAACUAGCAUCUUUUUUAAAGUAUUUUUCAAUUGAUGACUUCAGCUGUUGACUAAAGUGCUUCAAGUUAUCAAAGAAUAUGGCAUCGGUGGCAAUCAGAAUCGAUCCGGAAGGGUACAAAGGUGCACAUGAAAUAUGUCGAUUAUGUUUGAGCGAAGAUUUGCUGGAUGAUAUAUUUGCGGAAGAUGGUCUGCAUCAGUGCAUAUUGGAUCUCCUUCUAAUAACGGUAUCUGCCGAUGAUCGCAUGAGUCAAGCUAUCUGCGCUAUGUGUCGAUUACGAUUGACCGAAUUUCAUCAAUAUCGAAUGCGCUGUCAUGAAGUUCAAGAAGCCCUGAAAUCGAUGAUCGUAAGCGAUGUGGUUGAAGAGCAUACUGUUCCGAUCGAUGGUGAUAAAGUCCCAAAACAUAAGAAAAGCUCAAUAGCUAAGAAAGGUAGAAGAGGAAAACAAAGACCCAUUCAAAGGCAAUGUGAAGUAUGCAACGCUGUUUUCGAAACCCAACACCAAAUAUCGGCACACAGGAGAAAACAUCGAGAUAACAAGGUUGAUUGCACAAUUUGUGGGAAGAUAUUCACAUUUCGCAAAUGUUUCGACAAGCAUAUGAAAAUUCAUAAACAUGAAGCUCGGAUUAUAUCUGAUGCAAAUAUUAAAGCACACAAACCUUCAUCGGUAGAGAGCAAUAACAGCAAUCUAUCUACCAAGACACAAACGGAUAUUGAGGAACACAAAUCAACAUUACCUUUACGAGAGAAAAUAAUGAUUGAUGGUGACAAGUUUCGUCUAAAAUCAGAACCUGUAGAUAUUCUGCCAAAUAUUUCCCAAGAUGAAGAAUCCAGAAGCUACAAUGAAGAGUCAGAAAGUGAGGAAUUGAUCGGCAUAGACGAUUUCAUUGUCAAGGAAGAAGUGAAAAUUGAAUCGACUACAAAUAGCAACUCGAAAUUACCAAACCUAGACAGUAAAGCAUCUUCUAGUUUAGAAGUUUCUACAAAUGAAUUAAUCCAAAAGACUGCGAUCGAUUCAGGACGUACUGGUGGUCAUGCUAGAAAUCCCACAAAAAAGCUUAAACCAGACCAAUGCGAUAUAUGUUAUAAGAAGCUGUCUUCGUCGCGAAAUUUAUGCCAACACAUGAAAAGAGUUCACGGGCCAAAGAAUUUUGUUUGCAAUGUGUGUGAUGUUGGAUUUCCCUUGCAAUGUAAAUUGAAUUUGCAUUUGGCUACUAGAAUGCACAAGAAUAAAGCGAAUGAAAUUCGAAUAAGUCGUAAGCCAGCCACUUUAAAAUGUCGACGAAAACCAGUGCAAAUUCAGAAAGAGAGCGACCGGUUACCAGAUAACAGGGACAGUAUUGUACAAAGCGCUGCAAUUGAGAACAAUGGCGAAUAUCCGUGUACCAAGUGUAACCAAAGUUUCAACCGAAAAUGUCAAUUGAAAAUCCACAUGGAAAUUCACAACGAAACAGGAGAGAAAGUGCGAUCAAUUUAUAUGGAGGAUGAAGAACACUUGGCUGAGGAUAAUACAAAUAACGCCGCGAACAUCACUACUAACGAAGUUGUUCAAUCAAGUGGUGUUGAUACAAAUGAGAGUGAUCACUGGCAAUGCAGAGUAUGUCGCAAAAUUUUUCCAUCAUGGAAGAAACUUCGGAAUCACAAAAGAAAUCAUGGAAUUAAAAAUUUUUCCUGCCCUGUAUGCAAAAAAUCAUUUGUUGCACUUCAUCUAUUGAAGAAGCAUGUGGUUAUUCAUGAGAAGAAAAAAGGGAUUACACCAUUUGAGUGCGGUAUAUGUCAAAAUCGGUUCAAAGAUAAAUACGGAUUAUAUUACCAUAAACGAGUAACGCACGGACCUAAGAACUACGCAUGUAGCAUCUGCGAUUAUAAACAUGCGUUGCGUUCAUACUUGACGCAACAUAUGAAGACACAUAUUCGCAAUGGAGACUUCGACACUGAGCACCUGCAACAGCCAGAGGAAAUUGCAACAUCGACAAAUUCCGUUGAAAACAAGUUUAUGGUUAAUAUACCUAUUAAAUUAGAAAAAUGAAAGCACAGAAAGUAUCCCAAGUAACAUUUUUGCUUUUAUAACGGUCUUCAAAACCAUAAUUUACUCUUCAUGACUUUCAUAGAACUGGCAUAAAUCUAAAAUGUUAGUGGGGAUAAGAUGCAUCUCAACCGUUUGUAAAUAAUAAUAUUUAUAUUUUUCAAAUAUAGAUUAAACGGGACACACGUGAUUUCCACA